Molecule: messenger RNA, 1881 nt
Organism: Microthlaspi erraticum
Lineage: Eukaryota; Viridiplantae; Streptophyta; Magnoliopsida; Brassicales; Brassicaceae
Source: the annotation of a GenBank genome assembly
AUGCCAUUCAUGGUGAGAGAUGGGAUCGUGCUGGGACAUAGGAUUUCGGAGAAGGGAUCGAGGUUCUACAGGCGAUUCAUCAAGGACUUCUCCAAGAUCACCAGACCUUUGACGCUGCUGUUGUGUAAGGAGGUCAAGUUCGACUUUGACAGUACAUGCUUGGAGGCCUUUCACACGAUCAAGGGAGCUCUGGUGAGUGCUCCAAUUGUCCAACCUCCUGACUGGAGCCUUCCUUUCGAGGUGAUGACAGAUGCUAGUGACUAUGCUGUCGGAGCGGUUCUGGGCCAGAGAAAGGAGAAGAAGCUGCACGUGAUCUACUACGCCAGUCGCACACUUGAUGAAGCUCAGUGCAAGUACGCUACGACUGAGAAGGAACUAUUGGCGGUGGUGUUUGCAUUUGAGAAGUUUCGGUCCUAUCUUGUUGGAUCGAAGGUGAUUGUCCACACUGAUCACGCUGCCUUGAAGUACUUGCUGACGAAGAAGGAUGCGAAGCCGAGACUCUUGAGAUGGAUUCUUUUGCUUCAGGAGUUCGAUCUGGAGAUCAAGGAUAAGAAAGGGAUUGACAAUGGUGUAGCUGAUCACCUGUCAAGGAUGAAGAUCGAUGAUGACGUCCCUCUAGACGACAGCUUACCUGAUGAGCACGUCUACGCUGUUGAGAAGAAGAAGUUCUUGAGAGACAUCCGUCGCUAUUUCUGGGAUGAGCCAUACCUGUACAAGCACUGCACCGAUGGAGUCUACAGGAGAUGUGUAGCUGAUGAGGAGAUACCUGGGAUCUUGUUCCACUGUCAUAGCUCGUCUUAUGCUGGACACUUCGCGACGUACAAGACUGUAUCCAAGGCGCUGCAAGCUGGCUACUGGUGGCCCACCAUGUUCCGAGAUGCUCACAGAUUCGUGUCUAAGUGUGAUGUGUGCCAGAGACAGGGGAACAUCAGUAAGAGAAACGAGAUGCCACAGAACUUCAUUCUGGAAGUAGAGGUUUUCGACGUGUGGGGAGUUGACUUCAUGGGACCCUUCCCAUCUUCCUAUGGAAACCUGUACAUUUUGGUGGCUGUCGACUAUGUAUCUAAGUGGGUAGAGGCUUUGGCCAGUCCCACUAAUGAUGCAAAGGUCGUGAUGAAGAUGUUCAAGUCGGUGAUCUUCCCUCGAUUUGGUGUGCCGAGAGUUGUUAUCAGUGAUGGAGGUUCCCAUUUCAUCAAUAGGACCUUCGAUAAUAUGUUGAAGAGGCACGGGGUGAAGCACAAGGUGGCGACUCCUUAUCAUCCCCAGACGAGUGGCCAAGUCGAGCUAUCUAACAGAGAGAUCAAGAACAUCCUUCAGAAGACUGCAGGCACGACUGGGAAGGACUGGGCUGCAAAGUUGGAUGAUGCACUCUGGGCCUAUCGAACUGCCUACAAGACUCCUAUUGGUACGACACCUUUCAACUUGGUCUAUGGCAAGGCUUGUCACCUGCCUGUGGAGUUAGAGUACAAGGCUGCGUGGGCAGUGAAGCAGAUGAACUAUGACAUGAAGUCUGCGGCAGAGAGGAGGAACAUGCAGUUGGUCGAGCUUGACGAGAUUAGGCACCUGGCCUAUGACAGUUCGAAGAUCUACAAGGAGCGGACUAAAGCUUACCAUGACAAGAAGAUCCUGAAAAGGAACUUUUCCCAAGGAGAUCAAGUCCUGCUGUUUAACUCCAGGCUGAAGUUGUUUCCUGGAAAGCUGAAAUCAAGGUGGUCUGGGCCCUUCGUCAUCAAGGAAGUCAGACCAUAUGGAGCUUUUGAGCUAUGGGACAAGUCUGGUGGACACUUCGUGGUGAACGGUCAACGCCUCAAGCCAUACCUUGCUGAUACCGACAUCACAGAGAGGGAAUCUGUUCCUCUCAGUGAUCCAUCUCCUGCCUAA